Molecule: messenger RNA, 1402 nt
Organism: Pelodiscus sinensis (Chinese soft-shelled turtle)
Lineage: Eukaryota; Metazoa; Chordata; Testudines; Trionychidae
Product: phospholipase A and acyltransferase 2-like
Biological process (GO): N-acylphosphatidylethanolamine metabolic process
Cellular component (GO): cytoplasm
Molecular function (GO): A2-type glycerophospholipase activity; glycerophospholipid phospholipase A1 activity
Source: RefSeq, a predicted model, not a curated record
GGCUUUCAGUUCCCAUUCCAUCAUGCUCCGCAGGCUCCCACUGUAGAGCACAGUGGGGAAGAAGUGAGUGGUAUGGGCAUGUUCUGAGCUUGGGCCCUGUGCCAUGAGACAAUUGGCACAAGAGUAAAUCUGCUACUGCUGCAAACGCUGACGCUCACUAAAGCGGAGCACGUCUCUCUCAGCCCUCUGCGGCCACCUCCAGACCACCAUGCCUAUUUCCUCGGUGGAACCCAAACCUGGGGACCUGAUAGAGAUUUCCCGCUUUGGAUACCAGCACUGGGCUAUCUAUGUGGGAAACGGUUAUGUCAUCCACUUGGCUCCCGCUUGUGAGAUCGCUGAAGCCGGGUUCUCCAGCUUGAUGUCCGUGGUGGCUGAUAAAGCCAGAGUGAGGAAGGAACCCCUGUGGGCAGUGGUGAAAGGUGAUGACUACCGAAUCAACAACAAGCUCGACAGGAAGCUGCCCCGGCGGAGGAUAGACCAGAUUGUCCGGGAGGCAGAGUCUCUGGUGGGGAAGACGAUGUCAUACAGUGUCACCAGUGAGAACUGCGAGCACUUUGUCACCAAGCUGCGCUAUGGAGAGGCCAGGAGUGACCAGGUCCGAGAUGCCAUGAUUGCAGGGGUAGUGGGGAUCGCGGGCUUUGGAGCCCUUCUGGCAUUAGCUACAGGCAUUAGCAAAUUGCUCUCUGACAAGCAUGAGGAUGAAUAAUGUAGACAUCGGCCUGGGCCAAAGACUCCAGCAAGGACAAUGGGAGCUGAUCUUUACAGGAGCCAGCUUAUCUUUUUACUGCUUUCUCCUUUGGGACCACUGCUUUUGGGAGUUUGUUCCAAUGGUUAAUCAUGUACACUGUGAAACACCGGUGCCUUAUUUCGAACUGGAGCAGGUCUGGCUUUAACUUCCAACCACUGGGUCUUGUUCUGCCUUUAUUUGCUAGAUUAGAGAUUCCUUGAGUGCCUGGAAUUUUCUCCCCAUGAAGGUACUUAUACAAAGUAAUCAAGCCACCUCUCAACUGAAGCUAAAUCGAUCAGAUGCUUUAAAGCUCCACUUUCAGGCAUUUUUUCCAGCCUCAGAUUCCGUUUGUGGCUUUUCUCUCCACCCUCUCCAAUUUAGCAACAUGAAUGUUAAAUCUCAGAGGGGAAGCCAUGUUAGUCUGCCAAAGUGGUUUUUAAUCCAUGAAAGUUGAAGCCCAAAUAAAUCUGUUAGUCUUUAACAUGCCACAGGACUCUUCAUUGUUAAAGCAACUAGGUUUUUAGACAUUUGGGACAUUCUUGGAGAGUGCGUGUAUAAAUCUAGCUAGGAAGAUUCUGCAGCAAAUCAACACGCUUGCAUCAGCAUUGACAGAUUGUAUAGGUCAUGCCGAGCCACUUGCUAUGAAAGAAAUAAAAGCUUUGUGCACUUGCCUGA